AUGAAUGCUUGCCUUGUAGCGCAAGUGGGCUGUUAGAAAUAAUGUUACGUUUCUCUUUUAGUGCAAUUUUAUGUUGUGUUUGUGUGCAUUACUGAACUUAGCUACUAUGAUAAGUAAACUUGUGUAUUCUGAUCUGGGGAGAUUCUGUCAAAAGCAUGUGGUACCGGCCACAGGUACAGCGCAGGAUGCUAUCAGAUCACUAGUGCAGAAGUACCAUCCACCUGGCUCCUUCUGUAUGUCAAAUGGAAAAGGGAGGUGCAUUGUUGUCCCUUUGCCUCAGGCAGCAAAAUGUAUUGGGGUGGCCCUGUGUUCUCAUCUUUUCACAGUGGUGUGGCAAAUAUGAUUUGGUUCUCUGAGCUGAAUCUCAGUCAAGGAAAGCGAGCGCAGGCAAGUGGCUCAGGAGUCUUUUGGGUCCCAGCAAUGAUAAAGCUGGAGCAAACACAUGCCCAUUUAGUCUAGCUCCACCAAGUCCCCCUUCCCCUCUGUGCCAGGAUGGGGAAGAGGUCAGGAGUCUCCAAAUUACUUUGAGUGUUAUUUGCCACCAAGACAUUUUGGCAACUGAGGCGAACCACAAAAUGGUGGGGACCUCCCCACCAGGGAAAAAGGGGUAGAUGAAGAUCUAUACCAGGAACAAGGGGGAGAAUCAAAUCAAGCUUGCCCAAACAUUAAAGGUAGGAAUCGAAGGCCGUCGUGUGCGGGGAAGGGGCCCAAUCUAAAUAUUGCCAGGUGGGUGCAGAGCCCAGGAGACCACACAGGGCAGCUCCCAUUUCCUUCCUGGGAGACCAGCAGCACCUCCGAUUUGCCCGGAGGCCACCGUAGAGACAGCAUUGGUAGAGCUCCCAAGCAGGCAGCAGAUCCAGCCUCCAAAGAACGUGCUGCUGCAGCCAUCACUGGUACCACAGUGGAGGGUGAUACGUCCCUUGAAGGCCAGAUCUGUGGAUUCUGCCACCUGAGGCAGUUGUCUCACUUGCCUCAUGGGUGGGCUGGCUCCAUUUGCCACAAUAGCAGUUUUGAGGCACUGACAGAUUCUGGCACAAGCCUUUGCGGAUACGCACCCUCCGAUGCAAAUAGAGACGUCCCAUUCCAUCAUGAUAAUUUUACUAUUCCUGGGUUACCCCAGUCACGCUGGGCAGCUUACAACAUACAGUGGAUGCUCAGGUUGCGAACGUAAUCCGUGCGGGAGACAGGUUUGCAACCCACAGCGCUGUGCCUGUGCGGGUUGCGAUUCGGCACGUCUGUGCAUGUGCAAAGUGCGAUUUAGUGCACAUGCGCCGGAAGUAACCUGUUCUGGUACUUCCAGGUUCGGCACAGUGCGCAACCCGAAAACGCACAACCCGAAGCGUCUGUAACUGUAUAUAAAAACAUAAUAAAACCUUUUAAAAAAAAACUUCCUUAUGCAAGAUUUUCUUCAGAUGGCUGGGGUGGGGGUCAGAUAACUCUAUACCCUCCAAUAUUUCUCCAGUGAAAAUAGGAACAUCCUAAGAAAAAGCAGGACAUUUUGGGAUCAAAUCAGAAACCAGGGGCUCUCUAAAUCAGGGACUUCCCUGGAAAAUAGGGACACGUGGAGGGUCUGCAGAUACUCUUGGGCUCAUAGGGAGUCAUCCUGAGGUACAUAUGAUAUAUAGGUAUAAAUCACACAUGGUGAGAGAGGGGGUUGUGGAAGGCAGUUUGUUUUCAAGCGGGCAACUGUGUGCGUGUAAACUGAAACAACGUCUUGACGUUUCCGGGCAGUUCUUAAGUGUUGGUGGAGCCGGAGAAGAGGAACACCUUCAGCUUCCCGCGGCUUCUAGGACAUUCUGAGGUGAGGCAGCGUCGGGAAGCUUCUCAAGCCUGCAACCGUCGCGGAGGGGGAAGGGCGCAAUUCUGCCCCUCCUCAUUAGUUCGAUGAAGGAUGGGAGGGGCAAGGCAAAGAAAAGCCGAGAAGCCCCGCCCUUGCUUCUCGGUUGUUCUCCGUAACGAGGGCGACGGCGUCACCGCGCCAAGCUGCAGCGUUUCCCUCCCCCUCCAAACCAGCGGCCCCUCGCGGGGACUUCUGCGCUAGCGCACGCGCAGUCUCCCGCGAGGCGUGGGUAAGGGAAGAAGACAGAGCCCCUCGCAUAUCAACUCGGCGACUUUCCAUGUGGGAGGGUAAAGAGAGGCGCGGCUAGCGCAUGCGCGCCUUGCCGCAUCUCCCUCCCUCCCAAGCUUGGCUCCUCCCCUUUCCCCCCUCGCGCAGGAGGCGAAUCCCCGCCUGCUCCCCGCCCCGCGCGUUCUCUGUCAGUGAAGGUUCCCGAUGGUUCUGGAAAGAGGCGGCGGCGAGGCUAUAUAAGGCGAGCGUGAGGCGGGGGAGCCGCGCAGUGCAGCUCGAGAGGAGGUAACGGGAGAGCGAGCUCUCUGAGAGGAAGCGUUCUCAAGCAGCCUGGUCAUCCAACCGCCGCCAAGGUGAGGAGGCCGCUAGGUAGGGGGACGGCAGUUGGCGGCGUCUGUUGCCCCUCACGGAACUAAAGGCGCCUUUGCCCGCCGCGAUAGCCACAGAAGUGGCAUCGGAGAAGUGACGGGGCGGAAUUGCCGGUGCUUUGAGGUGCCGCGCGGUGAUGGGGAAGGGGAGAAGGACGGAGGAAAGAAGUGGCGUGAAGGACGGGGUUGGACCGGUGGCGGUUGAAGAGAUUUGAGGGGGGGGGGGAGGUUUAGAAGGUACAAGCGGGGAAAGAUGUCUCUUCCCCACACAUAAACACCUCAGCGAAGGAAAUGGGCCGCGUGUCCCUUAUUCGCGCGCUCGCCGCUCGUUCUACGUGUGCGUAGAAUACUGCAUAAGAAAUACGAGUCGGCGUUUUCCUGCGGGGAAGAAUAAAUAGACAGGGUUGCUCGGGGCUAACGGACAUAAUAACGGAGCCGAUAAGCGGCAGCUCGGCGCGGAAGGCGGUUACGUCGAAGGAGCGGGCGGGUGUUCUCGGUGAGAACGGGCUCGAUUGUCCAGUACUUGGGGGGGGGGGGAGGGAGGAUGGAAGCGGCGCUCGCGGGGGCGGCGGUGGUGAUGGGGAGGCGGAUGCGAGUUGGGGUGCGGGAGGGGGGGGGAAUGUCUUCUGCCGUGGCGGCGCGUGCACGUUAAGUCGCUGGCAGCUUCGCGGCGCGGUCGAGAGGAUUGGCUUGUCAAAGCGCUGGUGAAGGGAGGGGUUUGAAAGGGCAAAAAAAAAGAGGGUGGGCGGGAAGGCUCUAGCAGUUUCUAGAAGGAUUUGGUGUGUUCCGCGUCGAGGCCGGCAGGGGGCGCAGGGACUGGCGUCUUGGGAGAGCCAGUGGAGUGUCCCUCUUUCAUUCGGUUCCUUUCGCCGUUGGUCGUUUCGCUAGGCAGAGGGGGGCCGUUUUGCAGGUGCUGUUGAGUCCCCCCCCCCCUCGAGUUUCAGGUUUAAAUGGUUCAUGUUACAGUAGCAAAAAGCCACAGCAAGACCAUCUUUAAGCCUUCUUUCUUACCUGUUCGUUCAGAAGUUGUUAAGCUUGCGGAAUUCGGUGGGGUUUAAUGCCGAGUAGAUGCAGCCAGCGCACACACAGCAAACAUUGGCCUUUUUUUAAUUAGUUGCCAGGAUUUCUUAAAACGGGUGCAUAUUAUGUAUGGCAGAGUGAACUUUUUUCACAAUAAGAUUGAUUUAUCAUUGCUCCAUGCAAUGUGUAGAGAGAGUCUGGGCUGGUGAUUGAUUACAUAGGGUGCUGCUGCUUGAAUUACUCCCAGGAGAGCAGACUGUUGGGAGUUAAUAAUAACUCAUUAUUAAAUAUGAGUUCUCUUAUCUAUCUUGUAACCAACUUUGUAACAAGAAAAAUUUGCAUGGCAAGCUGCUUUCAGAAAUUCUUGAUCUGUGAAACAUUACAUUACUUUGGGAACUGUUAUUGAUGAAAUAGUUAAUUGUCUAGUAUGUACAAUAUUUGAGAUUGAGUUAAAACUGACUCCCCACUAAAGUAAAAUUUAAACAUAAUUUUUCUACAUAGAUAACAGAUACUUAGGACCCUAGUUAGGAUGCUUAAAACAUGCAAUUGUUAAUUCAGUGGCUACAUUCAAUGAUCUGUGCUUUAAAAAUUUUUUCUUUACUAUUGGUAGAUGCCAGAGGAAGUACACACACAAGAUCAGCCAAUGGAGGAGGAUGUGGAGACCUUUGCCUUCCAGGCAGAGAUAGCUCAGUUGAUGUCCCUGAUCAUCAACACUUUCUAUUCCAAUAAGGAAAUCUUCCUCAGGGAGCUUAUCUCCAAUUCAUCUGAUGUAAGUAAAUCUUCCAAGGGGUAGAAAACAAAUAAUUGGCUUAUGUUAAGGUUUCCUAAACACUGAAAAGGUUACCUUGUGUUUUACAGGCUCUGGAUAAAAUCAGAUAUGAGAGUUUGACUGACCCAAGCAAACUGGAUUCUGGAAAGGACCUGAAGAUCAACCUUAUUCCUAACAAGCACGAUCGUACCCUGACUAUUGUGGAUACUGGCAUUGGAAUGACCAAAGCUGACCUGGUGAAUAAUCUGGGAACCAUUGCCAAAUCUGGCACCAAAGCCUUCAUGGAGGCCUUGCAAGCUGGUGCAGAUAUCUCCAUGAUUGGUCAAUUUGGUGUCGGUUUCUACUCUGCGUAUCUGGUUGCUGAGAAAGUAACCGUGAUUACCAAGCACAAUGAUGAUGAACAGUAUGCUUGGGAGUCUUCAGCUGGUGGAUCAUUUACUGUCCGGCUGGACAAUGGUAAGGAAUGUUAAUGUUCUCAUCUUAUUGGUAAAUUGCCAUGAUUCUAAGGAAAACUAGAGCUCUGGUACAAAACUAGAUCAGUAAUUGUACUGAGCCAACAUAUGCACAUUAAAAUAUUAAAUUCUAAAGUUGGCUAUUUGAAAUUGUUACUUAGCAGUCAAAUACUCAAAAUAGCUUUUGUGGCAGUGGCAGUUAACUUCUGUAACUCUUUGCGUUGCAGGUGAGCCUUUAGGCCGUGGUACAAAGGUUAUUCUGCAUUUGAAGGAAGAUCAAACAGAAUACAUUGAAGAGAGACGAAUUAAAGAAAUAGUCAAGAAGCAUUCCCAGUUUAUUGGAUAUCCAAUAACACUUUUUGUAAGUGACUUUGUCUCCAGAACCAUUGUAUUGUGUACCAGAUACAAAAAUCAUAGUUCUUAAUUCUCCUUGAAAUAAACUACCAAGCAGUUCACACAUGUGUGUCAAAAAUGGCAAGGGAAGCAAAAUUUUCAGUGCAUGCUCAAGCAUUGGUAAAGCUUUAAUAAUGAAAGGUUGCAGCAAAUUAUUUUGGAUUAACUAGUCACUCUAAUAGGUUGGAAUAGGAGGGCAACUGAAGUUCAAAGCUGCGAAAGAAAGUGGUAUUGUGGAGGUUUAUGUGCUUAUCAACCAGUGGUCUUUUCACUUGUUAUGUAGUUCAGUCAUGCAAAUUCACUGGCCUUGUUUCAACUUUGUUUUUUGUGGGCAGGUGGAGAAAGAGCGUGAUAAAGAGGUGAGUGAUGAUGAGGCUGAGGAAAAAGAGGAAGAGAAGGAAGAAAAGGAAGAAAAAGCUGAAGAUAAACCUGAGAUUGAAGAUGUUGGCUCUGAUGAGGAAGAGGAAAAGAAAGAGGGCGACAAGAAGAAAAAGAAGAAGAUCAAGGAGAAGUACAUUGACCAGGAAGAGCUGAACAAGACUAAGCCAAUUUGGACCAGGAACCCAGAUGACAUUACUAAUGAAGAAUACGGAGAAUUCUACAAGAGCCUGACCAAUGAUUGGGAAGAUCAUCUAGCAGUCAAAGUAAGAUUGUUACUUAUGGAAAGCUAAAGUUGUAGUAUAGCUUGAUUGUAGAAAAAGCCCUCAAUGAGGUUUACAAAAUUGAUGAAACAAUAACAUUACUAAAAAAAUUUGCAAUCAAAAUUUAAAACAUACAGAAAGUUAAAACCACUGACAAGAUAAAACUCACAAAACUUUCUAAAAAUGUAGGUAGGCUUGCCUAAAAAAGAAUACAUGUGCCUACUAUCAAUGGACAAGGAGUUACAAAGUGACAGUGCUGCCACACUGCCAACAAGUUCUUACAGAAGUGCUGCGGGUAUUACAUGGCACGUGUAAAAGUGCCUAUUCUGCCAAUGGAAGUGGUCACGUGGGCACAUAGGGGGUGAAGGAAUCCUUGGGCUCUCCAGAUGUUUCACUACAACUUCCUUUUUUUGCAGCACUUCUCUGUGGAAGGGCAGCUGGAAUUCAGAGCACUCUUGUUUGUUCCAAGGCGUGCACCUUUUGACUUGUUUGAAAACAGAAAGAAAAAGAAUAACAUCAAGCUGUAUGUGCGCAGAGUGUUCAUCAUGGAUAACUGUGAAGAAUUAAUCCCUGAAUAUCUGAGUAAGCGAAUAGCUCUGCAUCUGCUAAGUGGUAUCCUGGUAGAUAUAGGAUGGAAGUUGCUGCUACCUGUAAUGCGUGCAGAGUGGCCUGGAAGAUGUGUAACAUAAGUGUAAAUGCAGCACUUUGCAUAUCUUGAGUGAAUUAAUGCAUGUUAUGUGUGGAGUGCUUCUGUUUUAAAUUCCAUUUUUUAAUAAGUUCUAAUGCCAAGUGAGUGAUGUGUGUGCAGCAUAACACUGCCGUGAUGUACUACCUUUUUUCUAAAUCGGGCUUUCCCAAAUCUAAGAAUUCACUUGCCGCUCAAAGAGCUUACAAAGUGUGCCAUUGACCCCAACCUAAAUUUUAUGCAACUAUGAAGGAAAAUGAAGAAGUAUAUAAUCAACAUUUAUUAAUGAUCAAAUACCAUAACCAGGAACAAUUAAGUAAAACGAGGGGAAAUAAUGAUACCAUGCAUUGAUCCCUGUAACUGUAUUUAAAACAAUUGGCAGUAAAGCAGCAUUUUCCAAUAAUAGUUGUGGAUUUGUCUUGCUAGAUAGAGGCUUCUCAUUUGCAAAGGAGGUGAACAUGCCCAUGGCAAUUAUUUCUGAUUAAUCUUUAUUCAUUUGCCAUCAUAAACUUCUUCUACAACCCUAGGCUCUUUUUUUGACCCCAGGUCUUUAUUAACCCCUUGCCCUGUGCCCUAUCUACCCUAGGGGAUGACCGUUUCAGGAAACGAUAUAAAUUGAAAGCAACAUACCAUUACUUAGGCGUAUAAAUAACCCAUGCCUAGGAAUAGCUAGAUUAUCACUCUGCAUGAUAGACUAAUGAAUAUGUUCUUCACAGAUUUCAUGCGAGGUGUUGUUGAUUCAGAAGACUUGCCUCUAAAUAUCUCCCGUGAAAUGCUGCAGCAGAGCAAGAUUCUGAAAGUCAUCCGGAAGAACUUAGUCAAGAAAUGCUUAGAACUCUUUACUGAGUUGGCAGAAGAUAAAGAAAACUACAAGAAGUUCUACGAGCAGUUUUCCAAAAACAUUAAGGUUGGUUGGGUCAGAGAAUGCACUUUCCUGUGUGUCUUGAGUAUUGGGUAAUACCUAACAUAAAAAUUGCAACUUUCUUCCAGCUUGGCAUACAUGAGGAUUCACAGAAUCGCAAGAAACUAUCAGAGUUGUUGAGAUACUAUACUUCUGCAUCUGGGGAUGAGAUGGUAUCAUUAAAAGAUUACUGCACCCGGAUGAAGGAAAAUCAGAAACAUAUAUACUACAUUACAGGCAAGUUUCACUUUUAUAACUAGAAGCUAAAAUGACUACAACUUUCAGUAGUGAAAUGAAGUCUAGUUAUCUUGAUUAACUGAGGAUUAUUGGGAAACUGUGUGUGUUCUCUAGAUGUUGCAUUUUAGACUUGACUUAAGUAUUGUCCAAGGGUGGCUUUAUAGAAUUUGAAUUUGUUGCACAGGUUUGCCAUAUUUCAUCUAUGUUUUAGACUAUUAUUACUUGGGGCAUUGAUGCUGCAUAUGUUUGUGGCUUGGAAACUGUGUGGUCUUAGACUUAAUAAAUUUUGGGGGAUGGAGGAGUGCUUAGUUAAAGUAAUUGAAUCUGUUUCUCUCUUUGUAGGUGAAACCAAAGAUCAAGUAGCAAACUCUGCUUUUGUGGAGCGCCUUCGUAAACAUGGUUUGGAAGUAAUUUACAUGAUUGAGCCUAUUGAUGAAUACUGUGUACAGCAGCUAAAAGAAUUUGAGGGCAAGACUUUGGUUUCAGUAACAAAAGAGGGACUGGAACUUCCUGAAGAUGAAGAGGAGAAAAAGAAACAGGAGGAGAAGAAAGCAAAGUUUGAAAGCCUCUGCAAGAUCAUGAAAGAUAUACUUGAAAAGAAAGUAGAGAAGGUAAGCAUGAAAUAAUAUGUAAACUCUGGUAAAAGCAGUUGUCAGAUUGUUUCCUGCAAGUUCAUAAGUUACCUGGUACUGUUAGACUACUAGUUCAUCCUGCCAAGCAACAGUUUACAGAAGUUCUUCCAGCUCUGACUCUAUAGAGUUUAACUGGAGGUGCCAAAGAUUGAAUUUGAGACCUAAUCCCAGCCGAUGUGAUAUCUGUGGUGUUCACUAUACCACCUUUCUAAUCCUUGUCUAAAUCUUUUUUAAAUUCUUAGUGCUACCUAAUGGAUUGCUGUUUGAUAACUAAAGUUUAAUUAUGCUGGUGCACUUGGUGUACUAGCUUGGUGUUAAGAUGAUUCCAUAUUACAGUAUGUUGAAGUAGCCUGCAUGUAUCCCCAUUAAAAGUCAGCUGUUUGGUACAAACUAAAUAUCCAAUAAAAUAACAUUCAAGUGCAAAAACAUUAGUACUGUAACACAUUUAGCUGUAUGGAUUUUCUCUCUAUGUACUUACCUAGGUUGUAGUCUCCAACCGAUUGGUGACUUCCCCAUGCUGUAUUGUGACCAGCACAUAUGGCUGGACAGCAAACAUGGAGAGGAUAAUGAAAGCACAAGCACUCAGGGAUAACUCCACAAUGGGCUACAUGGCUGCCAAGAAGCAUCUGGAGAUCAAUCCUGACCAUUCUAUUAUUGAGACACUGAGGCAGAAGGCAGAAGCUGAUAAGAAUGACAAAUCAGUGAAGGACCUGGUCAUCCUGCUGUAUGAGACUGCUCUCCUGUCAUCUGGCUUCAGUCUAGAAGACCCCCAGACACAUGCCAACCGUAUCUAUAGAAUGAUAAAACUUGGUUUGGGUAAGUUAAACCUCAUUAACUAAAUGUUGUAUAGUUGGGAAAGCUUUAUUGUUGUGGAAAUAUACAUAGUUUAACACUCAAUUUUUGCUAAAGGUACUAGGUACUAGUGAUAAAACACUAUAAUUUAAUUACAGGUAUAGAUGAAGAUGAUACUGCUACAGAAGAAACUACCCCUGCAGUUGCUGAAGAAAUGCCACCACUUGAAGGAGAUGAUGACACAUCACGCAUGGAAGAAGUGGAUUAA
Messenger RNA from Podarcis lilfordi (Lilford's wall lizard), 9226 nucleotides. Lineage: Eukaryota; Metazoa; Chordata; Lepidosauria; Squamata; Lacertidae. The record is from the annotation of a GenBank genome assembly.